GGCAGAGGUGGCGCCUUCUCUUUUUCAGUUUUGUGGGACGUUUUACUCAAUUUCGUUCCCUCCUUCGAGCCUCGAGAAUACUUGAAAAUGGGGCUGUCUUUCACCAAGCUAUUCAGUCGGCUGUUUGCCAAGAAAGAGAUGCGUAUACUCAUGGUGGGCCUCGAUGCUGCGGGUAAGACCACCAUUUUGUACAAGCUCAAGCUCGGAGAGAUAGUCACCACUAUCCCCACCAUCGGGUUUAACGUGGAAACUGUGGAAUAUAAAAACAUUAGCUUCACUGUGUGGGAUGUGGGUGGCCAGGAUAAGAUUCGUCCUUUGUGGAGACAUUACUUUCAAAAUACACAAGGACUCAUCUUUGUGGUUGACAGCAAUGAUAGGGACCGUGUGGUUGAAGCUAGAGAUGAACUGCACAGGAUGCUAAAUGAGGAUGAGUUGAGGGAUGCUGUGCUACUAGUUUUUGCAAACAAGCAAGAUCUUCCAAAUGCUAUGAAUGCUGCUGAGAUUACUGAUAAGCUUGGUCUUCAUUCUCUCCGUCAGCGUCACUGGUAUAUCCAGAGCACGUGUGCCACAUCUGGCGAAGGGCUUUAUGAAGGACUUGACUGGCUAUCAAACAGCAUUGCAAACAAGGCAUAGAGACAACUAAUUUUGGGUUGCAAAAAGUUGAGUGUAUUUGGCAAUUGGCAAUCAUGUACUGGAGCUUUUGAUUUUUUGUUUCCCUUGUUAGUGUUCGCUGACUCUGGCAUGUAACGAUUUCCCUUGGUAAAAAGAACAGUCAUCUAUUUACUUUCCUUUCUUGGUUGGGUUUCAUCAGGAAUUAUGAGAAAUAAUGGUGGGUAUUUUGGUCUGAAAAAAAAAAUCAUCUCAGGAAGGCACGAAAAUUCCGUUAGGGGGUGUGGAGACAAAAAUUCCAUCAUUUUGAUGGGAAACUGCCUUCCCAGGAGACACUCUUGCAUCA
Messenger RNA from Neltuma alba, 955 nucleotides. RefSeq names its product ADP-ribosylation factor 2-like. Gene Ontology annotation, molecular function: GTP binding; GTPase activity. The transcript is spliced from 7 exons. Bases 88 to 633 code for a protein of 181 amino acids. The record is from RefSeq and is a predicted model, not a curated record. Lineage: Eukaryota; Viridiplantae; Streptophyta; Magnoliopsida; Fabales; Fabaceae.